AAUCUUUUUUUUUUUUACGAAAAUAUUUAUUUAAAUUUUCUAUACGUUCGAAGACAGUGACGUAACGACGCCUGAAGCACGUGAUCCGGCUGUGUUUUUGACCAUGUGGAUGUGGAUUUUGUUUCUAACUGCGGAAUAGAAUGACAUUACACCCGAUAUAAGCUUUAGGUAGUGCCGUUAUAUGGAAGCUUUAAGAUGAAUAAACCUGGCUGCCGCGCUGGGAGAAGAGCGAGGAAAAAAAGACGGGAAAAACACGAGGAUGUAUACAAAGUGACUCUGACUCACGAAGCUCAGUUUGUUGUUUUGAGGAGAUGGCUAAAAGGAAAAGGAUUCACCUCACAGACUCUCAUCCCUGUCAACUUCCAUGAUACUGGAAGAGGGCUUAUGGCAAAUCAAACUAUCAAGGCCAAAGACAGUGUGAUUUCCUUGCCUGAGAAAUGCUUCCUGACCACCGAGACAGUUCUCAAGAGUUACAUGGGUGACUAUAUAAAAAGAUGGCAUCCUCCUGUAUCUCCUCUUCUUGCUCUUUGUUGUUUCCUGAUUGCUGAGAGACAUCGUGGAGAUGCAUCAGAGUGGAGUCCCUACAUUAAUAUCCUCCCAAAGACCUACACAUGCCCUGUGUACUUCCGUGAUGAUAUCAUUGACCUUCUGCCGAGGAGUCUCCAGAAGAAAGCCGACGAGCAGAAAGAACAGUUUCAGGAACUCUACUGUUCUUCAUUGAUGUUUUUCCACUCCCUCCAGCCACUCUUCACCCAGCCCUCAGAGGAGUUGUUUACCCAGGAUGCACUGCGGUGGGCUUGGUUUAGCAUUAAUACACGUACGGUGUACAUGGAGCAUGAUCAGAGUGACUAUCUCUCCAGGGAGAAGGAUAUCUAUGCGCUUGCACCGUACCUGGACCUGUUGAACCACUGUCCUAAUGUACAAGUUGAAGCUGGCUUUAACAAACAAACUCGCUGUUACGAAGUUAAAAGUGUUCAAGGCUGUAAGAAGUUCCAGCAAGCGCUCAUCAAUUACGGCCCUCAUGAUAAUAACAGACUACUUCUGGAAUAUGGCUUUGUUGCCUCUGGUAACCCCCACAGUGUAGUAUAUGUUGAUUUAGGAACUCUAAAAUUCUGUCUAGAUGAAAAAGACAAACAGCUAACACAAAAACUACUCUAUCUAAGGGACAAUGAUUUUUUAAGAAACUUAACGUUUGGGAUGGAUGGCCCUUCCUGGCGACUGAUGACUGCACUGAGACUGCUGUCCUUAAAACCUGAGCAAUAUUCUUGUUGGAAGAGUGUCCUCUUGGGGGCAGCAGUGAGCCGGGAUAGAGAAGAGUGGUGCAUUCACUCUGCCCUAAAGCUUUGCAAUAACCUCAACAGUGACAAUGUCAAGGCACUAGAGAGGCUAUCAAAGCUCAAAAAGGGGGCAAACCUGUCUCUCCUUGAACAACUGUGUGUGGUUGAGAGCCUGAGACAAGAGGAGCAAAGGAUUCUGGAACACACACGAGUGGUUCUUCAAAACCUCUGGGGACAAUAGUCACUGUGGUAACAGUAGGGCAUUCGGAACACUGAGGAACCAGAAGCCUCAUGCUGUCACUGCCAAGAUUCAAACAUAAGCCAAGAGCAAGCAGAUAUGGUUCAGCUUUGUGCUACAGCUCUUAACUGAAUCACCUCCAAAACUGCAGGGAGUCCAAAAUACUUAAAAGAAUACUUCACUCAGAAUUGAACAUUCUGUCAUUUACUCACCCUUAUGACUUUUUCUUCUGUGGAACACAGAAGGAGACAUUUUGAAGAAUGUUCAUGCUGCACUUUUCUAUCAGUGCUGUUAUUAGAAAGAAGAAAUGUUGCAACGGCCAACUAACUAAAAAUUAGUUGAAGUUCUAAAAUGACUAAAAAUGAAAAUA
Messenger RNA from Sinocyclocheilus grahami, 1885 nucleotides. RefSeq names its product SET domain-containing protein 4-like. Bases 196 to 1518 code for a protein of 440 amino acids. Gene Ontology annotation, molecular function: protein-lysine N-methyltransferase activity; protein binding. The record is from RefSeq and is a predicted model, not a curated record. Lineage: Eukaryota; Metazoa; Chordata; Actinopteri; Cypriniformes; Cyprinidae. The transcript is spliced from 10 exons. Gene Ontology annotation, biological process: peptidyl-lysine monomethylation; peptidyl-lysine trimethylation.